ACAUUAAUGCUAGAGUUAGUGAGCUUGCGCCACGCUAGCGCCGAACAUUACAGUGCUUUCUCUGUUCUUCAGGUCAAAUGAUACCUUCAAGUCUUUUCAAUUCUUGAUUUACUCUCUCUUUCUCUUUUUUUCCCACUUCCAUUUCUCUUUCCUUUUUUCCGUUUCUUGAUUGAUCUGUUUUCAAUCUCUUCUGUUUCCCCUUGCUCCCUCAUACUUGUUUCGUAUUUUUCUUUCCGCGAGGAUUGCGGUAUCUGUACGCAUCAGUGAAGCUUUUUAGUGAACGACACUUUUUCGUCCGAGAAGAAAGAGAUUAAAGAAAGAUGAACACAAUUUUUAGAGUGAAAUCCGUCGUUAUCGCUCUAUCAUUAUGUAUCUUUCUGUUUUUAUGCUUAAGCGAUGUCGAUGCCAUGCAAUGUUACCAGUGCAACAGCCGCAAUAACAGUCAAUGUGCUGAUCUUAUGCCACCAGAUUCUCUGAAAAUAGAUUGUUCGAAUCUCAAGGAUGGCGCAAAGUAUACGAUGUGUCGAAAAAUUACACAAGUAAUUGAGUUCAGCGUCAACGGCUUACCACCUGAUACGAGAGUUAUUCGAGGGUGCGGAUGGGAUGAGUCGAAUUACAAAGGCAAGUGUUAUCAACGAAGCGGCUUCGGUGGUAGACAAGAAGUUUGUUCUUGUUUGACCGAUUAUUGUAACGCGGCGACACCCGGAAGUUUGCCACCUCAACCUCUUAUUCUUUCAUGCGCUCUAAUCAGCGUGCUGCUAGCGUUUUUACGAAAUUAGCUAUUCUUAAACAAAUCAGAAUUCUUCGUAGGUUUUAAUCAUGAGACCAUGAUGAGCGGAGGCUGAAUUAGUGGUAGUAUUAACUAGAUUAGAGGAGGAUUAAUAUCUGUAUCCUUUUACCGAUGCGAAUUUGAACGAUAGAUAGUUAAUAAAAAUAAUUGCUUAUAUUUUAAAGCGCAGAAGAUGAAAAAAAAAAACAAUUUUACGUUUUAUAUAUCAUAGAAUACGCGAAUAACGAAAAAUUAUAUUCAAGAAAUAAAUAAACUCCAUAUAUAAAGUUAGUAUUUCAUCUCAAUAUACAUAGAAGUUUUAUUCACCUACGAGUUGUUCAUGUUGACUUGGCAAAUUGUAUUUUUUAUUCUUAUCUUAUUGUAGUUCUUUAUUGUCAUUCCAACAACUUUAAACGAACUAUAUUUGCAAAUAUAUUACAUUAAGAUUUGACAUCUCAUGAUUAAAAAUCUAAUACUAUUCUACGAAAAAAUAAUUAUAUUAUAUAUUCUGAAAAAAGUUUAAAAUAUAUGAGGUUGCUAAACAUUGUAUAAUUCAGUUAGUUAAAUAUUAGCAAUAUUGAUAGAUUGACAGCAAAUUUUAUUAAACUUGCUGCCAAUAUUGCUAACAUUUUACUUAUUAGGAAAGUGCUAGACACAUAAUCACGUCUAUUUAAUAAAGUUUUUAAAUUAUACAAAU
Messenger RNA from Linepithema humile (Argentine ant), 1466 nucleotides. Its product is annotated as UPAR/Ly6 domain-containing protein crok. The record is from RefSeq and is a predicted model, not a curated record. Lineage: Eukaryota; Metazoa; Arthropoda; Insecta; Hymenoptera; Formicidae. Gene Ontology annotation, biological process: regulation of synaptic transmission, cholinergic; positive regulation of voltage-gated potassium channel activity; sleep.